CCCACUCACAAAACAAAAAAAAUGGCUACCCAAAUAUCGAUUUUAAAAAACACUCUCGUCCUUUUUCUCUUCACCUUAACCAUCCUAACAAAAACCGCGUUCUCUCAACACUGCGGUUUUACAGGAUGUGCGAGUUUCAUGUGCUGCAGUAGGUAUGGAUACUGUGGCACCACAGCCGAUUAUUGUGGCACAGGAUGCAGAAGCGGACCUUGCAGCUACGAAAGCGGUGGUGUAGGUCUCAACGCUGGCCCACGUGAUAGAAUUGCAAAUGUUGUCACACCAGCAGUUUUUGCUGGUAUCAUGAGCAAAGUAGAAAACGGCUGCCCAGCAAAAGGUUUCUACACUCGUCAGGCUUUCAUCUCGGCUGCUCAAUCGUUCCCGGCCUAUCGAGGAACCGUCGCUAAGCGUGAAAUCGCCGCCAUGUUGGCUCAGUUCUCACACGAAUCUGAUAGUUUUUGUUACAAAGAAGAAAUAGCAAGAGGAAGGUACUGCCAAGCUAGCUCAGUCUACCCUUGUCAACCGGGAAAGAACUACUACGGUCGUGGUCCUAUCCAAAUCACGUGGAACGAGAACUACGGUGCAGCCGGAAAGUUCCUUGGACUCCCUCUAUUGACUGAUCCAGAUAUGGUGGCUCGUAAUCCUGAUGUGGCCUUUAAGUGUGCCAUGUGGUUCUGGAACGAAAAGGUUCGUCCCGUCGUGGACCAAGGCUUUGGAGCCACCACACGUAGGAUUAACGGUGGGGAGUGCGACGGUGGGAGUCCGACAAGGGUGCAAAGCAGAGUUAAUCGCUACUUGGAGUUCUGUAGGCAGUUUGGGAUCUCUCCUGGAACAAGUCUUAGUUGUUAAAGACAUUAAAUGUGGUUAAUAUGGCAACCUUCAUGCUAUCAUGUUGGUCUCGCGCGUGUGAGUUAAUAAGUAAAUGGUGUGUGAAUAAAAAGGUUAUGAGGUGUAACCUAAUGAAUGUAACAUACUAUCAUGUGUUGUCUGUAUCAGUUGUCAUAAAAUAAUGUAUCCAUAAUAAACACU
This is a messenger RNA of Brassica oleracea var. oleracea, 1026 nucleotides long. Its product is annotated as basic endochitinase CHB4-like. Bases 22 to 846 code for a protein of 274 amino acids. The record is from RefSeq and is a predicted model, not a curated record. Gene Ontology annotation, biological process: cell wall macromolecule catabolic process; chitin catabolic process; carbohydrate metabolic process. The transcript has 2 exons. Lineage: Eukaryota; Viridiplantae; Streptophyta; Magnoliopsida; Brassicales; Brassicaceae. Gene Ontology annotation, molecular function: chitinase activity; chitin binding.